Messenger RNA from Mycena indigotica, 693 nucleotides. RefSeq lists its product as uncharacterized. The coding region runs from base 1 to 693 and encodes 230 amino acids. The transcript is spliced from 4 exons. The record is from RefSeq and is a predicted model, not a curated record. NCBI's taxonomy places the organism in Eukaryota, Fungi, Basidiomycota, Agaricomycetes, Agaricales, Mycenaceae.
AUGACUCACAACGAUAAUUGGCCGCGCUCCGCAGCAGACGUCAUCCCUGCGCUAACCGCUCCACACCUGACGCGGACCCUCAAAAAGCCCGCGCAAGCGAGAUUACGCACCUUUUCGUUUCCCCCCACCAUGUCGCGCCUAUCCCUCUUCUUACUUUCGCUUUCUAUAGCCUCACAGCCGCUAACGGUCGCUGCAUACGCCGCGGUCGUCCACCACCGGAGCAGAGCGAGCAGGGCAGCCAGAAUCGUGGGUGCGGUCCUGGCCGUUCUCGUUGUCCUCCUCCUCUUUGCCUGCCUCUGCGUCACGCGCCGCCGCCGUGCGCGCCGCCUUAACAACAGCGUCGGCAUUCUUGGCGCUGCGGCCCCUGCCAACACGCACAACGGCGGCAAAUUCGGCUUCGCGAAUCCGUGGAGCAAGCCCUCGCAGGCACACGCGAUGGGGCCGAAUCCAAACCAGAGCGCGUACCCGCAUGGUGGACAACAGUACUCGGGGCAACCGGGCGGGCCGCCGCCGUAUUCGCCCGACGCAAACGUGAAUGGGAGCCAGGCCGUGUACAGUCCGCCACCAGGACCCCCACCAACCAACGCGGACACCAAGCCCGGUUACACCGCACCACCGCCCCAAGCGCACGUCGGGAACGAAACACAUCCCAACGCUGGACCAAACAACUUCGUGGGCGGCUUCCGCCCAUGA